AUGUCUGUUCCGAAAACAAGAUCAGCGUGGCUGGCACUUGCCAUCUCCAGUGGUGCAUGUGCAGCCUUCAACGGCGUGUUUGCGAAGCUUACAACGACAACCCUUACAGCUUCAUGGUCGAGCUCUAUAGCCGUAGCUUUCGGCCUUAGUGCUUCCAAUAAAGUCGUCGAGUAUGCGAUUCGAGGGCUCUUCUUCGGCAUGAACCUCCUUUUCAACGCCAUAAUGUGGGGUCUUUUCACACGUGCUCUUACUCUCGCCUCCUCGACUGUACGGGUUAGCAUUAUCAACACGUCUGCAAAUUUCAUCGUCACCGCUAUCCUUAGUUUCAUCAUCUUCAGCGAGAGCCUCCCCGCGUUGUGGUGGCUCGGGGCAGCAAUGCUCGUAGCUGGGAGCGUGAUUAUUGGAAUGAGAGAAGAGACGGAAAAGCAAGGCGUCAUGGCUACGACCGGUGAAGCUCCGCUCCUCGAUCGUGAUGGUGAUGCCAAUACCGAAGGAUUCAGAGACGACGACGAAGACCAGGACCAUGUAGAACUGAACAGUGUCAAUAAUGAAGAGGAGAGCAGUGAUGAAGAUGGUGUAUUAAAAUAG
This is a messenger RNA of Bipolaris victoriae FI3, 588 nucleotides long. RefSeq lists its product as hypothetical. NCBI's taxonomy places the organism in Eukaryota, Fungi, Ascomycota, Dothideomycetes, Pleosporales, Pleosporaceae. The transcript is spliced from 3 exons. The coding region runs from base 1 to 588 and encodes 195 amino acids. The record is from RefSeq and is a predicted model, not a curated record.